Racocetra persica is the source of this 877-nucleotide messenger RNA. NCBI's taxonomy places the organism in Eukaryota, Fungi, Glomeromycota, Glomeromycetes, Diversisporales, Gigasporaceae. The record is from the annotation of a GenBank genome assembly.
GAAUGCUAAAAUGGUAUUCUCGUGAUGGCAAAGGCAAUGGACUCAAUGUUAUGGCAUAUACCAUUCCAACAUUGGCAGAAAUGGUUCCUGUUGUUAAUGAUAUGACUGUUCGAGAUUUUCGCAAAAACAAAAUAGAAAACAUUCUCUGUAAUAAUGGGCAAUUUUGGUUUACUGAAGGAACUCCACAGUCUAUGUUUCCUCGCAAUAUGGCAGAUGAUCGAAUUAUCUUUAACAUUAUUGCAAUUCCGAUUGAUAUUUUCCGAGUUGCUAUACUCCGAAUUGGACAUAUUCAUUUCAUGACUAACUUUGUAAUAAAGUUUCCACGUGAAGUAUAUUCUGUCAAGAAGAUGAUUAAUGCAUUUGAUCCUACACCGCAAUAUGAUGAUGAACAAUCGAAAACUUUAUCCAAUGAAGAAGAUCGUUUCAUUCCAAAUAUGCGAAAUACAAAUAGUAAAUUAAGUGCGCUUAAUAGUGUUAUUACACGGAAAGGAAGAGAUACCAAAUUGUUAUCAGCUUUACGUGCACGAGCAUGGUUGAACUUUUUGAUUGAAAUUUUGAAAAGAUUAAAUACGAAUUACAAUGAUCGAAAUGAAUUGAACAAAUUUUUAAGUGGAGCAAACAAUAUUCUUUUGGAACAUUCAUGUGAUUUUGGUAUUGUUGGACAAACGCUUGUUUUAUACAUGACUAUUGUCACCCGGUUUCGUAGAUUAUUUGAUGCAAAUCGUGGAUAUUCCAUAUUUAUUCCAACAUUAUUUAAGGUGUUUUGUGAAACAGAAAAAGUUCAACCUAUUCGGACAGCAAUCAUAACUGUAUGGGGCAUAUUCUUUCGUGUUCAUGGAGAAUCGUUUAUUUUUCAAGCUCUUGGGUGUUUAACUCC